Solanum dulcamara is the source of this 2520-nucleotide messenger RNA. RefSeq names its product vacuolar-sorting receptor 6-like. The record is from RefSeq and is a predicted model, not a curated record. Lineage: Eukaryota; Viridiplantae; Streptophyta; Magnoliopsida; Solanales; Solanaceae. The coding region runs from base 301 to 1848 and encodes 515 amino acids. The transcript is spliced from 12 exons.
UGAGUUGGGACAUUCAGCGGUUGCCAUCUUGGUAGUUGCUCUGACGACCCCAAGUUUGUUUCUUUUCUUCUACGUAAUACAAGCAAGUAAACAAUUCAACAAGAAGAAAACUCCAAAAGUCUUCUCUUUUUCUCAGAGUCUUCUCUUGAUUUUUGCCCCCUUAUGUAAUCCCAUUUUUUUUAUUUUUUUUUUACUCUUUACACCUGUUUGAACUUUUGUCUAUACAUAUUCUUCAUUCAUUUUAGAGAAGAAAUUGUACUAAUAGUAAAUAUGGUUGUACCUUGACACCCUCCUGCAAACAUGGGUGCUCUGUUUUUACUAGUUGUUGUACUUUCUUCGUUGAUAAUAUCGAAUGUUGUUGUAUUAAUUGAGGCAAGAUUUAUCGUUGAGAAGAAUAGUAUAAGUGUUAUGUCUCCUUAUUCAUUGCACUCAAAACAUGAUGCUUCUAUUGGUAAUUUUGGUGUUCCUGAUUAUGGUGGUUCUUUAGUUGGAACUGUUGUUUAUCCUAUUAAAGGUGCCAAUGGCUGCAAAGAAUUUGAUGGUGAUAAACCCUUCAAGUCUAAGGCUCAUCGUCCUAAUAUCCUUCUUCUUGAUCGUGGAGACUGCUACUUUGCUUUGAAGGUAUGGAAUGGCCAACUAGCUGGAGCAGCUGCAGUUCUAGUUGCUGAUAGCAUAGAUGAGACUCUUAUAACUAUGGAUUCUCCUGAAGAAAGCACAGAUGCUAAUGGAUACAUCGAGAAGAUUGGAAUCCCGUCUGCAUUAAUUGAAAAGUCUUUUGGUGACACAUUGAAAGAAGCUCUUAAGAAGGGAGAGGAAGUUGUGAUUAAAAUGGAUUGGACGGAGUCAAUGCCUCACCCUGAUCAGCGAGUUGAGUAUGAGCUUUGGACUAAUAGCAACGAUGAGUGUGGGGUUCGUUGCGAUGAGCAGAUGAAUUUCAUCAAGAACUUCAAGGGGCACGCUCAGAUACUUGAAAAGGGCGGUUAUACUAUGUUCACGCCUCAUUAUAUUACUUGGUACUGUCCUGAAGCUUUCAUUCUUAGCAGCCAGUGCAAAUCUCAGUGCAUAAAUCAUGGGAGAUAUUGCGCUCCUGAUCCAGAACAGGACUUUGGGGAGGGGUACCAAGGGAGGGACGUGGUCUUUGAGAACUUGAGGCAGCUCUGUGUGCACAGAGUUGCAAACGAGAGUAGACGUUCAUGGAUUUGGUGGGACUAUGUGACGGAUUUCCAUAUCAGAUGCUCAAUGAAGCAAAAGAGAUACAGCAAAGAAUGUGCUGAGGAGGUCAUGAAAUCGCUUGAUCUACCUGUUGACAAGAUAAAGAAAUGCAUGGGCGAUCCAGAGGCUAAUGUAGAAAAUGAAGUGUUGAAGACUGAGCAAGACCUCCAGGUGGGCCGAGGACCUCGUGGUGAUGUGACAAUCUUACCGACAAUGGUCAUCAAUGAUGUUCAAUAUCGAGGAAAAUUGGAGAGGACUGCUCUUUUGAAAGCCAUAUGUGCUGGAUUUAAGGAAACAACUGAACCUUCGAUAUGUUUAAGCGGAGAUCUUGAAACGAACCAGUGUCUAGAAAGGAAUGGUGGCUGUUGGCUGGAUCCAAAAUCUAACAUAACUGCCUGCAAGGAUACAUUUAGAGGAAGAGUUUGUGAGUGCCCUUUGGUGAACGGCAUUCAGUAUAAAGGUGAUGGAUACACAUCUUGUGAAGCCGUUGGACCUGGAAGGUGUACGGUAAACAAUGGAGGAUGCUGGUCAGAAACCAGAAAUGGGCAAACAUUCUCAGCAUGUUCAGAGGGAGAACUAUCAGGCUGUAAGUGUCCAUUUGGUUUUAAAGGGGAUGGUCAUAAUGUCAAGACGUAGAUGAAUGCAAGGAAGGAAUUGUUUGUCAGUGUGAUGGCUGCAGCUGUAAGGACACAUGGGGCGGAUACGAGUGUAAGUGUAAAGGAAAUCAACUGUACAUAAUGGAGCAUGAUACUUGUAUAGAAAGACACUCAUCAAAGAUCGGAGGGGUCCUUAUGUUCUCUUUCCUAGCCAUUGCAGUGGGGGCUGGUUUAGCUGGUUACAUCUUUUACAAGUAUAGACUUCGGUCAUACAUGGACUCGGAGAUUAUGGCCAUCAUGUCACAAUACAUGCCUCUCGAUAACAACAACCAGAAUCAGGUUGUCCAUCAUGAAGCUGAACCUCUACGACAGAGCUCAGUAUGACGAAUGUUGCCUAGUGCUAAGACUGCUAACGUAUGAUUUUCCGUUCCGACGUCAUGGAUCUUGUACGAGCAGAAGAACAAAGUCAUAUUUCAGAGGAAAACUACAGUGAGCUGGUUUGCCAACUCUCUAGUCCAUAAAAACUGGCUUUUCCGUUUGUGUAUAAUAGAGUUUUGAGAUGUAAAUGCAGGAUUCAUCUGAGUUGAAAAGGUCAUAUAAAACGACAUAUACUUGCAGAAGGCAACCCAUGACUUUUUACAUUAUUCAGCAGCUGCUUCCAUCUUGAUUAUAAAUUAGUUGAAAUCGGAUCUUUUGCUUCAAUUUCACUUUA